Messenger RNA from Lycium ferocissimum, 1540 nucleotides. RefSeq names its product pheophytinase, chloroplastic. The record is from RefSeq and is a predicted model, not a curated record. NCBI's taxonomy places the organism in Eukaryota, Viridiplantae, Streptophyta, Magnoliopsida, Solanales, Solanaceae.
UGUGGCUUCAUGCUGUCCAAACACUUUGGAACGUAUGGACUUUAGCCUUAUUAACAACUUAGCUUCAACAUUCUCUGUGUAUUGAUUCCAUUGUUAUGGCGAUCACAAGUUGUUCAACAAUAGCCAUAGCUAAAUUGGAUUUCCCUGUUUCAUUUUCACAAAGCAUAAACAAGAAAUUCUCACGUUCAAUCCCUUUUUGUAGCAAUAAAUAUGUUCCUAAACAGUUGUUCUUUUCCAUCAAGACUUCAAAAUCUCGUGGGAAUAUAUCCAACUCACUUGUAAAUGAUUGUUCAAUUGAUGAAACCUCUAAAGAAAGCACAACCCAAGUUGCCAUUGAAGUCAAAACCAGUACGUGGAACUGGAGAGGCUAUUCCAUCAGAUACCAGUAUAGUGGCAACAGUGGCCCUGCGCUCGUUUUAGUCCAUGGUUUUGGAGCAAACAGUGACCAUUGGAGAAAAAAUGUACCGGUUCUUGCGCAGUCACAUCGGGUGUUUUCUAUUGAUCUUAUUGGUUAUGGCUACUCAGACAAACCAAAUCCUCGUGACCUUGGUGUAGACAACUUUUAUACAUUUGAAACAUGGGGCUGCCAGCUAAAUGAUUUUUGUAAGGAUGUCGUCGGAGAUAAAGCUUUCUUUAUUUGCAAUUCCAUCGGAGGACUUGUUGGUCUUCAGGCUGCAGUUUUGGACCCACAACUCUGUAGAGGCAUUCUUCUUUUAAAUAUCUCUCUCCGAAUGCUGCAUAUAACGAAGCAGCCUUGGUUCGGUAGACCACUGAUUAAAGCAUUUCAGAAUUUAUUGAGAAAUACUGAACUCGGGAAAUUCUUUUUCAAAAGUGUUGCUACUCCUGAAUCAGUGAAAAACAUUCUGUGUCAGUGUUACUGUGACACAUCCCAGGUGACGGAUGAGUUAGUACAGGCCAUCCUUCUUCCAGGGCUUGACACAGCUGUCGAUGUGUUUCUUGAGUUCAUUUGCUAUUCAGGGGGGCCUCUUCCCGAGGAACUACUACCUCAAGUGAAGUGUCCAGUUCUGGUGGCAUGGGGUGACAAGGAUCCUUGGGAGCCUAUAGAACUUGGUCGAGCCUAUGGCAAAUUUGAUACGGUUGAAGAUUUCAUUGUCCUCCCUAAUGUUGGCCAUUGUCCUCAGGACGAGGCACCCCAUCUUGUGAACCCACUGGUGGAAUCAUUUGUUGCUCGGCAUGCCAACGUUGAGAACUGAGUCAGGGUGAGCGUGUGGUCUUAUACACGUUUGGUUUCGAGUCCAACGAAGAUUGCAUGCUAUCUGAGAAAGACUGAAAGAAGUACAUGGGAAAACAAGAAACAAAGUGAGAAUUUAUUCUAAUUCAUGUGAAGGGAAAUAGAUAAUUGAUUACUUAGACUCUUAUUGGAAGAGACUACCAUCCUUUAUAUCACCCCUUAUUUGCAGUGUCGUAGCUACAUAGACUCAAGGAUGGACAGUUUGAACACCUUCUGUCAAAAAAUUAUAAGUACUGUGUAUAUAAAAACUAAUAUUUCGUAUGUAAUAGUUUUAUAGUCCUUUACAAA